Molecule: messenger RNA, 2218 nt
Organism: Syngnathoides biaculeatus (alligator pipefish)
Lineage: Eukaryota; Metazoa; Chordata; Actinopteri; Syngnathiformes; Syngnathidae
Gene: lpcat4
Product: lysophosphatidylcholine acyltransferase 4
Exons: 12
Coding region: 355-1932 (525 amino acids)
Biological process (GO): phosphatidylcholine acyl-chain remodeling
Cellular component (GO): endoplasmic reticulum
Molecular function (GO): 1-acylglycerophosphocholine O-acyltransferase activity; calcium ion binding
Source: RefSeq, a predicted model, not a curated record
UUUUUAAAAAAUGCAAAAAGAACAAAAUUGCUCAGCAAAAUUAAAACUUUGAAAAGUAUAUAAAUAUUCCAAAUGACAUGUCAAAUAGUUUCAUCAUAAAAAUCGACAGAGGUACGUAAAACAAAUUUUUGCUUCUUUUUCGCCCCGCGCAUCAGCAGGAAAAGGAAGUGCAGUGACGUCACUAGUUACGUCCGCUUAUCAGUCACCUCUCCGGCGGCGUCUUGCACACACCUUCCCACGUGCGGCCGCCGGUAUGUUCCCGUCACUCGCCUGACAAGUUCUUUUGGACUUCAGCUCGUUUUUAGUUGCAGGUGGCUCGGCAGUUUUUUUUUUUUUUUUUUUUUCCGGGUGACGAUGGAGAAGUUGGAGCGCGGCGUCCGCGGGUCCCAUCAAGGGUCCGAUAAUCCGUUCUAUCACAAGGUGACGCUGAGCGGCUUCCAACGAAUCCGGGGUCUCAUCCUGGGAAGCUUCCUUUUCCCGGUCCGGAUCGUCCUGGUGAGCCUCUUCUUCUUGCUCAUGUGGCCCCUGGCCCGCCUUCGCCUGGCCGGGCUGUCGGCGGAGGAUCGCGCCCGACCCGUCACGGGCUGGCGCCGCUGGUUCUUCCAUCCGGGCGUCUGGCUCCUGAGCCGGGCCGUCUUCUUCUCCCUGGGCUUCGUGUGGGUCCGCGUCAAAGGUCGGCGGGCUGACCUGGUGGAGGCGCCCGUGCUGGUGGUGGCCCCCCACAGCACCUUUCUGGACAUGCUGGUUUUGUGUACCACCCAGCUGCCCACUGUCGUGUCCCGCUCGGAGAACACAAGCCUGCCGGUCAUCGGAGCGCUGCUGGAGUUCAACCAGUCCGUGCUGGUGAGCAGGAGCGAUCCGGAUUCCAGGAAGAAGGCUGUCGCCCAGCUCACCGAGCGAAUCACCUCCAACGGCUACUGGCCUCAAAUGCUGAUGUUUCCCGAGGGCACCACCACAAACGGCAGCGCUCUGAUCAAGUUCAAACCCGGUGCUUUUCUGUGCGGAGUGCCGGUCCAACCGGUUCUGUUGCGCUACCCCAACAAAUUGGAUACGGUCCGCUGGUCAUACAAAGGGACGACGUGGCUUGAAGCGCUGUGGCACACUUCGUCGCAACUCUACACCAACAUCACGGUGGAGUUCUUGCCGGUCUACAAGCCCUCGCCGGAAGAGAGAAACGACCCGAUCCUGUACGCCGACAAUGUGCAGAAGCUCAUGGCAAAGGCCCUCGGCAUUCCGGCGACGGACUACGUGAUGCAGGGCGGCGUGCCCGUCCAAAAAGUGGGCGGCCUGUCCCUCCCGAUCCCGUCACCCGGCAGGGAAGCGCUGGCACUGCUGCGCAAGGCCGGCCUGGGAGCGAGUGAAGUGGAAGCCGCGCUGGGGAGAAUGGUCGACCGGUGUCGGUCAGGAUCGUCUUUCCUGGUCGGAGCCGAAGAACUCGCCGCAAUUUUUGGACUCUCCGACGGGCGGACGGCAGCGAGCGUUUGCGGCCUGUACUCCAAGGUACCACCAGGGCGUUGGUUGCCGUGGCAUCUCCGUGACGUAACGUCUUCCUGCUGUUUUCAGGAAAAAGUAGUGGACCCGAGACAGAUCUAUUUGAAUGUGGCCGCUCUCUCUGGGCUUGUUAACAUCAAGCCCCUCCUGCACACGGCUUUCGACCUGUACGAUGGAGAGGGGACAGGAAGUCUGAGUGCCGAGGAGCUAUCUGACCUGAUGGGGGCGCUGUUGGGCUUGCGUCAGCAUCACACUGCACAGCUCUACGCCGAGGCCUCCAGUGGUGGCAGGUUAAGUCGAGAUGACCUCGUGCGAACGUUCACGAGCCACCCGACCUAUCAGAAGGUGGCGAGCGAUCACCUGCAGCCCGGCCAGGCGGCGUGUCAGUCGCUCGUCAACAGCAACGGAAACUUGCUCAACGGCAACAAAAAAGUCAUAUGAAGGUUCACGUAUGCUUUUUGUUUUUAAAUGUUUAAUUAAAAAAAAAAACCUUCAGCGCAGAGACACUUUAACCAAAUAAUUUUAAACAUUCUAUUGUUGCAUGUGUGUGUGCGCCUUUACCAAUGUUAUGAAAGACUCUUACCUGUGAAUAUAUUUUAAAGUGCAACCUAUGCAAAGAAAAAAAAAUAUUGUUUUUAUAUGAAUAACUUCAUUUAUUUGUGAAAUGCCAUGCCAUUGGAAUAAAAAAAGGUUUCAAUAAAAGUAAACAAUUUUAUAAGUUUUGUCA